CUUAUGUCCCUCGGCCUAAUAGUCCGAGCUAUUGACACGCCCUCCCCCACUCAACAAGGCCGUGUUUAGGGUCUGCCUACGGGAGACUUAGUUCGAGAUUCACAGCCGUUUAGCAAGCGCAGUUUCCUGGGGCUUCAUAUAACCUUCCAGUCACUCCGAAAACGGUCCGAGUCGUGUGGUCGACAAAUCUUACCACACUCGUCCAUAUGCCACCGGUCCUCGUCAAGUGACUCACCGACAGCUCCCUCACAGAGCGCUCCUGUGCCAGUGUCCUGACGCAGUAUUGUGAGUGGAGCAUCGAGGCAAGCACACUUAAAUUGCGCCCAAGUCCUUUGCUGUCAAGGUUCCAUCGAUGCAGGCAAUGACCGCACCAACUCUCCCGCCAGAGAUAUGCGACAUCGUUGUGGACUUCCUGUGGUCCGACAUAGCAAGCCUCGCCGCUUGCAGCUUCGUGUCGCGUGCCUGGCUGCCCGCUGCCCGCACGCACAAGUUCCACGCGAUCAAGCUACACUCCCCGUACCACUGCACGCGCCUCGAGCGCGUCCUCGACUCUCCGCUUCUCGAUUCGGGUAGCAUCGCGCUAUGCGUUCGCGACUUAUGGGUUGGCGUCAAUUCGAACGACACAUCGGUCCGAGAAGUUAAUGUCCAGGCGUUCUGGAGGAAUGAUCGACUCGCGUCGAUAUUACGGCGUUUCACCAGGGUAUACUCGCUGCGGCUCGAGAACCUGUUCUGGAUGGAUGGCCGCCUAUCUCAAGCUACUGCAGAUGCCAUCCUCUCAGUGGCAUCUCAAUUGGUGCAUCUGCAUCUGGUGCGCGCCAUAUUCGACGAAUCGGACGGCAUUGUGCGCCUUCUAUCGGCGUCUCCCACCAUGCCCCGGUUACAGAUGUCGUCCGUUUCGUGGACGCGCCGAUCGCGAACCAUCGUACAUGCGGAAACCGCGCAGCAAGAGACGAUCCAGCUGAUCUGGUCCUGCGAACAGCUCACAUCGGACCCGUCCUCGUACCUCGCGUUCCUCGCUGCAGCGACAUUGUAUCCGCGGCUGCUACGUCUCUCGAUCGCGCAUAUGGAAUGGGCAAUCGCCGAGCACCCGCACAACGCCUGGAUCAGGCAACAAGGAGAGACUGAAGCCGAUGGUGUGGUGCGCAGAAUCAUGGGGCCAGUGGCAGGUACUACCGUGGCAGAUGGGCCCAUAGACCUUGUCCGCGAUGAUCCUAUCAUGUCAGUCGUCGAGUUCCUGUGUAUCAAUAUCUCCAGGCCAGUGCCAGACAGGUCUGCACAUGCAUGGGCAGCAAGCAUGCCGGGCUUUUUGCAGAAUGUCGACGUCCGUGCCAUUGAGUUCGACCUUGGCACCUUCGUCUCAAACUCCCUUCAGCUCGACUCGCUUAAUUUUUCCCUCCUCGACAGCGCGCUGACGCUCCUCGUCUCGAAACGCCGCGAGAUGGUCGUGACCUUCCGUAUGCGAAUCCAGCUGGCCGAAGACAACCUCUGGUGGGCGGAUGCUGAGGAGAUCAGGGACGCAGCUGCGAUGCAAUUUCCACUGCAUCUACCCAAACUUCUCGCCCUGAAAACUCGCGUGGCCCUCUUCAUGUCUUUCUUCCACCCGGAUCGCCCACUCGCUGCCUACCCGGUCACCAAGGAGGUCUGGUGGACUUGAUAAGUGGGGCAACACUUCUUGGUUUAUAGAUAUUCGGCGACGCGUACCAUCAUAUUUCAGACACCUAUGAUACUGUUGUACCUAUUCUGGUGACGAUGAUUUUGUAUAUUCCUGGGGUCAGGCGGGAAUAGUACAGCUUGAAUACAACGCAUAAGAACCUACAUUCUAGGUACCUGCCUA
Messenger RNA from Fomitopsis serialis, 1834 nucleotides. RefSeq lists its product as uncharacterized. The transcript has 3 exons. Bases 353 to 1654 code for a protein of 433 amino acids. The record is from RefSeq and is a predicted model, not a curated record. Lineage: Eukaryota; Fungi; Basidiomycota; Agaricomycetes; Polyporales; Fomitopsidaceae.